Megachile rotundata (alfalfa leafcutting bee) is the source of this 1457-nucleotide messenger RNA. RefSeq names its product AN1-type zinc finger protein 1. The record is from RefSeq and is a predicted model, not a curated record. Gene Ontology annotation, molecular function: zinc ion binding. Lineage: Eukaryota; Metazoa; Arthropoda; Insecta; Hymenoptera; Megachilidae. Gene Ontology annotation, cellular component: cytoplasm.
GAAAGUGACAAUGGUGAUUCUCACAUGACGCUGAAAGAAUUAGAACAAAAAUGGAAUAAUUUGGCAUUAGGAUCUCUCAGUGAGAAUCAUUUACAUUCUCCAACACCAUCACAUAAUUAAACAGAUUCAAAAUGGAGUUUCCAGAUGUUGGAGAAAGAUGUUCAAUGAAGAAUUGUAAACAGUUAAAUUUUCUACCGCUUAAAUGUGAUUAUUGUCUCAACAUAUUUUGCACAGAACAUUUCCAUAUCGAUGCUCAUAAGUGCUUAAAUUUUCAUGACAAUAUUGUACAUAGUAAAGUGAAAAGAUCAAAUUAUGUGUGUUCCGAUAAAUGUUGCAAGGAAACUUCACCCAUUGAAAUGCUAUGCAUUAAAUGUAAAAAACACUUUUGUUUGCAACAUAGAUAUCAUGGCUGCUUAGAAUAUACUAAUGAGGAAAAAACAACAAAAUUAAAAAAAUGGCAAAUACCAAAGAAACAAUUUGCAGAAGCAAAAGCUAUAGUAGAUCAACAAAUUUCAGACAAUCUGAAGAAAUCCAAAAAUGUUGCAAUGGCAAAUAAAGUACGACUUAUGCGUGUAAAAGGUUCUGCUGUUGGUCCUAAAAAUAUACCAGUAAAUGAACGUUUCUAUUUGCAUGUGUAUCCGCCAACUUCAAUAUCUAAUAAACACAUAAAACCAUCAAAAGGUGUUUAUGUAAAUGUAAAUUGGGUAUAUGGAAAAGUUAUAGAUUCAAUUGCUGAUACGUUGAAAAUUUCUAAUAAUAAUAGCAUAGCAGGUGCAUGUAAAUUACAGUUAUUUCAUCAUACAAAUGGUGCAUUAAUUUGUAAUGAAAUGGACAUGCCUAUAACAAAAUUGUGUGAAAGUUCUAAACUUAUUGAUGGACAAAGUGUUAUUUUAGAAUAUUCUGAUAACAUCACUGUAGAUACAUCUUUAUAUAAAUAAAUGCUUUUAUAACAGGUAAUAUGAACUGCUUAUUUCUUAUUCUUAUUAAACGUUAUAAAUAUAUAAUAAUUUAUUGGUAAGCUAGAAUAACACACUCUUAGAAUAAUAUUUGUUUAUUACAAACUAGUUUCAUAUAUCAAUUUUACAUUUAUUCUUGAUAGAAAGAUCCGCAGAUGUAUUAUAUAUGCACUUAAUAAAGAAAUAAUUUAUACCAGAUUAUUGUCAGGUUUCUCUCAAAUAAAAUGAUAUUUCGACUUUGGCACUGGACGUUUUUUCAUCUUAUUUACUGGAGUUACACUAAUACAACAUAAUAAUUAACAGUAUUGUUUUGUAAAUCACUAUAUGCUUAUUAAUAUUUUUAUAAUACGAUCAUACAAAAUCGAAGUAAAUACAUAGUGAAAGAGAUUCCAACUGUUCCAAAGAUGUGCGUGCUUUUACUUAUACAGCUAUUUACUUUGAUACGUCAAAUAAUUGUUAUUUAUAGUUAAUAAAAGACACAUUCUGUUACAUAAAUAAAAA